Messenger RNA from Magnolia sinica, 3024 nucleotides. RefSeq names its product phosphatidylinositol 4-phosphate 5-kinase 9. The transcript is spliced from 9 exons. NCBI's taxonomy places the organism in Eukaryota, Viridiplantae, Streptophyta, Magnoliopsida, Magnoliales, Magnoliaceae. The record is from RefSeq and is a predicted model, not a curated record. Gene Ontology annotation, molecular function: 1-phosphatidylinositol-4-phosphate 5-kinase activity; ATP binding. Gene Ontology annotation, biological process: phosphatidylinositol metabolic process. The coding region runs from base 304 to 2799 and encodes 831 amino acids.
UGUAUACGUGGGAGGUGUAAGAACUUUCAUAAGAUUCGAUUUUGAAAUUAAGGUUCUCUGGCUCAAAAAUAAGGUUCUCUCUCCCCCUUUUGUGCAGCCACCAACCACAACAACACCACUCUCAUCUCCUCUCUCUUUCUCCUUUCCGAGAAAGAUCCAGCCACCAAGGAAUGCACAAGUUCCAGACGGCCAUUGCAGAUCCCAGACCGAGCAUUUGUAUCAUAUCCUGUUUUGUCUUAUGGCAUCGAUGAACGCCUGAAGUUCAUCAUUUGUUAAGGGACUGGAUCCUUCUGGACAUUAUGCAUGUCUGGCCCUGUGGCCCUUGAUGAUGUGAGUGGAGCACUUUCUUGUCCCGAAACAGCUAGAUACUCUCAGGAUGCUAGGUGCUUCAGUGACAAAGAAAACUCGCUCACAUUGGCUAACGGGCAACUUGCUCACUUACCUACGGAAACCACUGGCUUUAGAGUUGGGACACUUUUACUUCCCAAUGGGGAAUCAUAUUCCGGGACAUUAUUGGGUAACAUGCCAGAAGGCUCGGGGAGGUACGUAUGGUCAGAUGGUUGCAUCUAUGAGGGUGAGUGGAGAAGAGGGAUGAGACAUGGCAUUGGCAAGAUUACAUGGCUUUCCGGAGCUGUUUAUGAGGGUGAAUUUUCAGGUGGGUAUAUCAGUGGUGCUGGCACUUAUAUUGGGGCCAAUAAUGUGAUUUACAAGGGACGGUGGCGGUUGAACGUCAAACAUGGGUUGGGAUGCCAGACCUAUGCUAACGGAGACGUCUUUGAAGGUUCUUGGAUUCAGGGAGUGAUAGAAGGGCACGGCAAGUAUGUAUGGGCCAAUGGGAAUGUGUAUGCUGGUGACAUGAAAGGAGGAAAAAUGUCUGGAAAAGGGACUCUUACUUGGACAAAUGGGGACUCUUUCGAAGGAAGCUGGUUGAAUGGGUUGAUGCAUGGGUUUGGAGUGUAUACAUGGGAUGAUGGUGGCUGUUAUGUUGGGACUUGGACCCGAGGCCUGAAGGAUGGGAAAGGAGCCUUUUAUCCAAAUGGAGACAGGCUUCCUGCUGUGCAGGAGCUUUAUCUCAAUGCUUUGAGAAAGCGGGGAUUGCUACCAGACUUGAGAAAACAGAACCAUAGGUCGCACAUCCGCCAUUGCUCUUCAAUGGACAUGGGGAAUGUCAAGGUCCACGAGGCCCAUGGAUCGAGUCGAGUCUCAUCUAAUAAGCUCCCAAAAGGCAACCUGAUCAAUCUGGAGCAAUCUCGCAACAGAAACGUCUCUUUGGAAAGACGCUGGAGUCUCGAGGUAGCUAUUGAAAAGGUGAUUGCACGUGAUUCGUCACUGAAUUCCGGAGAAUCUAUCCUGGAAGGUGAUGAAAAGGGGGCCAGCACGAAUGCUCCGAUUCUGGAACGUGAGUACAUGCAAGGUGUACUGAUCAGUGAGCUCGUAAUAAACAACAGUUUUUCAUCUUUGUCAAGAAGGGCGAGAAAGCGACAGAGGAAACUUGUGAAGGAUAUAAAAAGGCCAGGUGAAGCAAUCAUCAAAGGUCACAGAAGCUAUGACCUAAUGCUCAGCUUGCAGCUCGGAAUCAGAUAUACUGUGGGUAAAAUUACACCAAUACAGAGACGUGAAGUCCGUUCAUCAGACUUUGGCCCCCGAGCAAGCUUUUGGAUGAAUUUUCCGAAAGAAGGUUCCCAAUUGACGCCUCCUCACCAGUCUGAAGAUUUCAAGUGGAAAGACUAUUGUCCCAUGGUUUUCAGAAACUUGCGAGAGAUGUUUAAGAUUGAUGCAGCAGAUUACAUGAUAUCUAUUUGUGGAAAUGAUGCACUUAGGGAGCUUUCUUCCCCUGGGAAGAGUGGUAGUGUCUUUUUUCUGUCUCAAGAUGACCGGUUCAUGAUUAAGACUCUUCGAAAAUCAGAAGUACAGGUUCUUUUGAGGAUGCUUCCAAACUAUCACCAUCAUGUCCGCACAUAUGACAACACACUUGUUACAAAAUUUUUUGGUCUUCACAGGAUCAAACCUUCAAGUGGUCAGAAGUUUCGGUUUGUAGUAAUGGGCAACAUGUUUUGUACUGAAUUGAGGAUACAUAGAAGAUUUGAUUUGAAAGGAUCAUCGCUGGGGCGUUCUACUGACAAGGUUGAAAUCGAUGAGAACACUACACUUAAAGAUUUGGAUCUAAACUACUGCUUUUAUUUGGAACCUUCUUGGCGAGAGGCUCUUCUGACGCAGAUUGAGAUUGAUAGUAGAUUUUUGGAAUCACAACGGAUAAUGGAUUACAGCCUCUUGUUGGGUGUGCAUUAUCGAGCACCCCAACAUCUAUGUUCUGUCGUAUCUUUCCGUCAAAAUAUGACUACUGAUGGAUUGGCAAUUGUCACAGAAGAUGCUCAAGAAGAGGAAAUUUCCAACUACCCACAGGGACUCGUUCUGGUUCCUCGUGGAACUGAUGAGAAUAGUGUUGUCGUUGGCCCUCAUAUUAGAGGUAGCAGGCUGCGAUCAUCUGCCUGUGAUGAGGAAGUGGAUUUAUUACUUCCAGGCACGGCAAGGCUUCAGAUCCAGCUGGGGGUGAACAUGCCAGCAAGGGCAGAGCAUAUUCCGAAAGAAGACAAGACGGAGAUAUUUCAUGAGGUAAACGACGUUGUUCUCUACGUGGGGAUUAUCGACAUCUUGCAAGAGUACAACAUGACCAAGAAGAUUGAGCACGCCUACAAAUCCCUUCAGUUUGAUUCACUGUCCAUCUCUGCUGUCGAUCCCAUGCUCUACUCCCGUCGCUUCUUGGAAUUCAUUCAAAAGGUGUUCCCGCCGAAUCCUUAGAAAGUUAAAAUGACAACCCCGACCUUUUCGGUAUAGUAUAUCAUCCGUGCACGUGUGCUGCAGCCAUUCAAUCUUCCCAAGUAGGCCAUUGAAAUCAUCGAGGAUUUCGAUGGGAAGAUGGAAUAUAAGCUGUGUGGGGUUUUGCUAUGUACAUGAUUCGGAAUAGCUUUCAUCUGUUCAUAUGAUGCUCUGAGGUUAAAAGGACAUGUUACACUGUUUGUAUCA